This is a messenger RNA of Nematocida ausubeli, 831 nucleotides long. RefSeq lists its product as uncharacterized. NCBI's taxonomy places the organism in Eukaryota, Fungi, Microsporidia. The record is from RefSeq and is a predicted model, not a curated record. Bases 1 to 831 code for a protein of 276 amino acids. The transcript has a single exon.
AUGCCCCUGUUUAUACUUUCGGGCCUUCCGUCACGCGCAAAGAAGGAUCUUUUCUGCGACAUACUGCAGCAGGUUAUUAGAAAAUACAGCACGAAUAAUGGUGAGAAUGCAGAAGGCACACAGGAAAAAACAAUUGACUCAGUUCUUGUUGUCAUUCAGAACUCUGUCAGCGUAGAUGCAAAAAAAGAGACGGCCACUAUGCGCUCAAUUAUCCAGAAUAAUUUGAGCAAGCGCGUGCUGGUUGCAAUAUAUGCGCCACUGCACAUCAAGGGUCUUAGGUACGAAAUAUCCUCCACUGCAAAGAAUAUGGGGAUAGACAUGGCCCACGUGUACUGUUCUGCAGAGUACCAGGCUGAAGGUGAAAUAAGCCUGCCAGAGAUGGAGGAAGUGCUUCAGGGGAAAGGCAGUGUGCUUGAUAUAAGCACAAAAACAGAAAAAACCGAGGAGUUUUCAGUGGUGUCACGUAUAUUUGAGACCCCAAGAAGAACAGACAAGUGGGAUGCGCCGUGCUUUAUAGCAGACUCUGCAAAUAUUAAGGUUUGUGCAGAGACAGCAGGAGACAAAGUGUGGGCUCUUUUGCAGAAUGUUGUCAAGCCAAGGACAUCUUCUAAAAAACUGACAGGAGGAACGCUCAAUACAAAGUAUCUGCAGAGUGUAAAGGAGAUUAUUAAUAGGGUUUUGGAGGAAAAGAGAAAAAGCACAGAAAUUCCUCUUAAAAUAGCGCGGCAGGCAGAGAUAGAUGUUCUCAGCUCAAUACGCACUACGCCUCCUCCACUGGAGAAGGUGCAAGAGAUAUUUCUUUUUUUCUUGGAAAAGUAUCUUAGUGGGUAG